Molecule: messenger RNA, 689 nt
Organism: Hydra vulgaris (swiftwater hydra)
Lineage: Eukaryota; Metazoa; Cnidaria; Hydrozoa; Anthoathecata; Hydridae
Product: glycine cleavage system H protein
Biological process (GO): protein lipoylation; glycine decarboxylation via glycine cleavage system
Cellular component (GO): mitochondrion; cytoplasm; glycine cleavage complex
Source: RefSeq, a predicted model, not a curated record
AAAAAUUGAUAAGAUAUGAAACACCCUAUUGCACAUUUGCCGCAAGACAAAAUGGCAGGAGCAAUAACUAUAAAAGCCUGUCGUUACCUUAAACAAAUCCAAAUUCCAUUGCGGUAUUCUUUUUUACAAACAAUACCAUGCUCAAGGAAACUAUCGAAUAGUUCACUUCUAUAUCAGCGCUAUUUUACAAAAGAUCAUGAGUGGAUUGAUGUAGAAGGAAGUGUUGGUAAAGUUGGAAUUACAGAUUAUGCACAAGAAAAACUUGGAGAGUUAGUUUAUGUUGAGCUCCCUGAAUCUGGAACUCAAGUUAAAGCUCAAGAUUCUGUUGGGACUGUCGAAAGUGUGAAAGCAGCAUCAGACAUUUUUUCACCAGUCAGUGGUACUGUAAAAGAAUCAAAUGAAGAACUUGUAAAUACCCCUGACUUAGUAAACAAAUCACCAGAAGAAAAAGGAUGGAUAUAUACAAUCGAGUUAAGUAACAAAAAUGAGUUAAACGAACUUUUAUCAAAGGAUGGAUAUAGUGAAUUCUUGAAAGGCGAAGAUUCCUAAAUAGCAAACCUUUUUUUUUAAAGUAUUCCAAUAUGUAAUUUUUAUUGUUUAUUAGAUGAUUUGCUAUUUUGAAAUCAUGUAUUUUUUAAACUUUUUUUGUAUAGCCUCAUUAACAAUUAUAUAAAUGUAAAUUGUUGAAA